This is a messenger RNA of Phaedon cochleariae (mustard beetle), 3480 nucleotides long. Lineage: Eukaryota; Metazoa; Arthropoda; Insecta; Coleoptera; Chrysomelidae. The record is from the annotation of a GenBank genome assembly.
AUGGAUUUUGAUCUGAGCAAAGAAAAUAUUCAACCCCUUCGUGGGGGUAGGAAUGUUCAACAACUCGGAAUGGCUCUGCAAGCUCAGACAAACAGAGAAUUGCAGAUGGAAUUGUUACAACAAAAGGAGGAAUUUGAGAAUCUGAUAAGGACAUACACUGGAGAUGAUCCUCUAGAAAAUCAUUAUAAUUUCAUCUCUUGGGUAGAACAAAGCUACCCCAAACAUGGCCAUGAAGGUAAUGUAACUCCUUUACUAGAACACUGCCUAAGUCUUUUUGAGAGGGACAAGAGGUAUACAAAUGACAGAAGGUUUUGUAAACUAUGGAUUAAAUAUUUUGACUUGCAACAGAACCCAUUGGAACUGUAUCAAAUGCUGAGGGCCAAAGGGCUGUGCAUUGGUUGUGCAGACUUGUACAAGGCAUGGGCAUACUAUCAUGAAGCUGCUGGAGAUUUUCAGUCUGCCAAUAAUGUGUUUGAAGAGGGCAAACUCAACUUGGCCCAGCCCUAUGAGGAAUUGGAAAUGGCACACAAAAAUCUCAUUAUGGCAGCUGGCCAACAUUGCAUCUUCGGCAGGGACGAGUCCCGCCUGGACGAGAAACGGCACGCCCUCACCUCGUUGCACACCUACCGCCCCGGCAGGGUAGGCAGCGUGCGAGUCCCCGCCCCGUACGCCCCGCCCACUCUACCGUCUACGCAUGCUCCGCCCUCCCGCGCCAACGCCCCCGUGCCGGUGUUUGACGAUGGGGGCGUGUCCGGGGGCGGGGCACAGGCGGUCGGGCCUGCGAGCAUAGUGGGGGCGGCGCGCAGCCAGGCGGCGCGGAAGGAGAACACGUUGAAGGCGGGGCCGUGGACGACGGUGCCGGCGAAAAGGAGGGUGGUGGGGGGCGGUAGCUCCGCCCCCGCCUUCACAGUCCACGAAGACAACCUAGACACCUACACGGAACCGGAGGGUCUCCGCUUGCCCAAGAAUCAUCCGAAGCAGACCCUUGAAGACUACUCCGACUGGAAGGUCAGCAUCAAGUACAUGGAGCCCCCUAAUCCCGCCUCCAUCCCCAUGUACCCCAAAGAUAGGGUGUACAUCGACCCGAACACCGAAUACAGCAUCGAGGAGCUGAGAGCCCACAGGUACCGACAAAAGGCGCGAGAAAGACAGCUGUUGCAGCAACAGUUCCAGCAGCAACAGCUUCAGCAGCAGCAGCUCCAGCAGCAGUUUCAAGAGCAGCAGCUCAUGCAUCAGCAACAUGAACCGAUCGAGAUUUUUGACGAUGUUGAAUUGAUGCAGGAAUCUAUGCAUGAGGAUAGAAACGAAGUAUUCCAACGAUCCUUCCAGCCCCCCGACCCCUUCCAUCGUUCGAUGGAAGUCCACCAAGCUGCUCUUUCGCCCCCUUCCUACGAUCCCCGGGUCUCCACCACGAAUUCGCUCCAGAAGUCGCCGCAUAAUUCACUGCAGAAUUCGCUACAGACGUCGCUACAGAAUUCGCUACAGACAUCGCUACAGAAUCCGCUGCAGAACUCGCUGCAGACGUCGCUACAGAAUCAGCUGCAGAAUUCGCUGCAGACGUCGCUGCUGCAGCACGACGCCACGGUGACGUCCGGCGUCGAAAGACAGACGCCGCAGCGCGGGGCUGGAAGACACGGUUCCUUUUCGUUGUGGGCCAAGAGCCCCGCGAAGAACAACUUUGAUUUGUGGUCGUCGCCGCAGCCCGAGGCGAGGCCUCCGGCUGACGGGUUUGUCGUGUUCGAGGAGAGCAUGCAAGAGGUUCAGCCGAAAGGCCACGCCAUGAAGACGGCCUUCAAGGUGCUGAACGCCGACGAGCUGGCCGAGACCGGCUCCAGAGGCGGCAUGGAUGUGGCGGAGACGGCGCACGCGGGCGACAGCGCCAAGCCGAUGCCGCUCUUCGCCGACCACGCCUCCCCCUCCUCCUCCUCCCCCUUCGAGGAGGAGGCGGCCGGGGGCGGGAGAGGAGGAGGCGGCGGGGGGGAGUUGGAGGACACGUUCAACACGUACGCGUUCAACUUCAAUCUGAACGCGAUGCAGGUGAGCACACCACAAAACAAGGGCCCAGCACUGAAUACUCAUCCAAAUGAAGAGGAAUUGGAACACAGUAGGAAGCAACUUUUCAUAGAGCCUAAGACGCUUAGUACAAUUUUUGAGGAAACCAAAAGUGAUGGCUCUUCUCGUUCCAGCGGCUCGAAGUCCUCCACCACCUUCCACUCCAACCAGCAGCACGCCACCACCAAGAUGGGCGCCAUCUCCGAGGAGCACACCAACUACCUGGCCGAGAACAUGCAGGCGAACGCCGAACUGCGGUCCAGCCUGUUGGCGCUCAUGGACGUCGGGACGUCGCACUCGCAGGCCGAGAUGGCGCCGGAGGUGCAGCCUGUCGGAGAGGUCACCGUGCCAAUGCUAGGCAGCCCUUUCGGCAGCCCGAGCAGGGACUUCCCGCCGCCUGCGGUGGUGGCGCCCAUCGAUUACGCCCCCUCGGAUCCCUUCAAACCGAAUCUCAUCAGCCACCUGCUGGAGCGAGUGAACUUUCCGGGGCCGCACACCUACGGGUACGUCGAGGUGCCCUGCCUGCCGAGGAUAUGCAUGAGGAAAGACCACUUCAAUAUUGGUGAAGAGAGAUAUAUCGUAGACAAACAAUUGGGCAAAGGGACCUUCGGAACGGUCUUCAAAGCUUUAGAUAUAGACAGCAAUGUUCAUGUGGCGCUAAAAUACCAAAAACCGGCGAACAAAUGGGAGUUCUACAUCUGUAGGGAGCUGCAAGCCAGGUUGGCGGGACAUCCUCUCAGGGACAGGUUCAUGGAUGUUUCGAAAGGAUAUUUCGGCGAACAAGUGUCCAUCCUGGUGUCCGAGUACAUGCCGGGCGGCUCUCUCCUCGACCUCGCCAACACGCACAAACUCAAGACCGGCAAGAGCAUGAAAGAGUGCCUCGUCAUCUACUUCUGCGUGGAGAUGCUGCGCAUCAUCCAGGCGAUGCACGAAGCGCGCAUCGUACACGCCGACAUCAAGCCCGACAACUUCCUCGUCUUCGUGCAGCCCGACAACACGGUGGGGCUGCAGCUGAUCGACUUCGGGUGCAGCAUCGACAUGUCGCUGUUUCCUGCGCAUGCGCGGUUCACGCGCAAGGUCACCACUGAGGAUUUCGUCUGUUGCGAGAUGCUGGACGGCAGGCCGUGGAGCUACCAUACGGAUUUGUUUUGCGUGGCGGCGACGGCGCAUGUGCUGCUGUUCGAGUCGUACAUCAAGUUGCGGAAGAAGGACGGGUUGUGGUCGAUUUUGCAGCGGUUCAGCAGAUACCUCAAGGUGGACCUGUGGAACAUGUUCUUCAGCAACCUGUUGAAUCAGCAUACGGGUCCCGCGGAUUCGGCAACGUUGCAGCUGAUCCUCCAAGAGACUUUGGAUUCUUUGAACAGGGAUUCGAGUACGGCGUUGCCGACGCAUAUGCGGACGGUAGUGAAUUUGCUUAAAAAUCGAUAG